CAAUUUUCUUUUGCAGAGCUCAGCAACCGACCCCAGCAAUCAUGAAACUUUCAAUUUUCCAACCAAAUGAUUCCAGCCGUCGCCCAAGUGACUCUAGCCGUCGACCCAUCCGUCGCUCCUUGUCUUCAGAUCCAGCAUCUCAGGCAGUGAUGCUAGAAGAACUUGGAGCUCCUGCGUUGUCUUCUUCGAGCGAUCAUGGUUCUCCUGACAAGCCCAAAACACGCAAGAGCUACGUCAAAAGGGCAUCCCUCAAGAGAAGCAGCUCUUCGAGUUCUUCCAAAGACCCAGCUGCCGCUGGAAUGGAUGAUUUCGAACUUCAGUUCAUGCAGCACCUGUGUUCUACAGAGGGCUCUCAGGAUAUUCGAGCUGCUAUGCAAGUUUUUGCCGUGCACGACAAGGCACCCCAAAAGCGCAUGAUCAGGUCAAGCCUCAAGCACAAGAAGUAGUUUUUGAGUUCAUCUUGAAAGCCACAUCCGAGUCCCCAUGGAGCAACUGCCCAAAAUGAGACGGAGAUCCACCAAUCACAUCAACAUAAAUGCAUCAUAAUACAUGUUUUAAACUACAGUCGUAUAGUAGACGAAAAUUGAACAUAUUCCACCAAUCGUUUUCUUGAAGGGGGCUCUCGGUGGUACCAGUACCGUUCGCAACGCGGAC
Molecule: messenger RNA, 654 nt
Organism: Seminavis robusta
Lineage: Eukaryota; Bacillariophyta; Bacillariophyceae; Naviculales; Naviculaceae
Source: the annotation of a GenBank genome assembly